Carassius carassius (crucian carp) is the source of this 5013-nucleotide messenger RNA. It is a transcript of the gene zeb1a, whose product is annotated as zinc finger E-box binding homeobox 1a. Gene Ontology annotation, molecular function: DNA-binding transcription factor activity, RNA polymerase II-specific; RNA polymerase II cis-regulatory region sequence-specific DNA binding. Gene Ontology annotation, biological process: anatomical structure development; regulation of transcription by RNA polymerase II. Lineage: Eukaryota; Metazoa; Chordata; Actinopteri; Cypriniformes; Cyprinidae. The record is from RefSeq and is a predicted model, not a curated record. Bases 238 to 3837 code for a protein of 1199 amino acids. The transcript is spliced from 10 exons.
UGCGUGUGACAACGAGCGCGGAUCCGCUCGCGACGUAACACGCUCAGGAGCCGUCAACGUGUUUACCACCUGAACGGUGAGGAGACAACGGAGCGAGCCAAUGUCCUCCUUUACCGUUCAUCGCCCUCCUCGCGUGUCCAGAGCCGUGAUUGCCCAGACGGUGGAAGGGAAUCGGUGUGUGAAACGGUAUCUGCCCGAGCCAAGCGCGAGAGAGUCGCCCAGCGCACGCUACAGCAAAUGGCAACUUCUGCAGUGAGGAGUUUGAGCAGUGUGCCGGAGGCGACCUCAGAUUCAGACGAUGAAGACAAACUGCACAUUGUAGAGGAGGACAGUAUUGCUGACGAUCCGGACCAAAAGUCCUCAGUAUUUCAGCUCAAAGCAGCACGGAAGCUCUCCGAUACAUGCACACAGGACGAUGGCAGCCUGGGGCCAGAUGCUUUAAUACAAGAAAUAAGUGUCAAAGAGGAGUGUGUCACUGAUGAGGAAGAUGGUGCUGACGAUGAAGUGGCCGGUGAGGAAAAGCAGACGGAAACCGAGCAUAUUUACUCAGACGACCCAGAGGAACAUCAGAGAACGCCAGAGCGAGGGGUUCACGAUGAGAACGGUACUCCUGACACAUUCUCGCAGCUGCACACCUGUCCGCACUGUUCCCGCGAUUACAAGCGUCACACGUCGCUGAAGGAUCACAUUAAACUACGCCAUGAAAAGAACGAGGACAACUACUGCUGCUCCCUCUGUAGCUACACCUUCACCUACCGCACGCAGCUCGUCCGUCACAUGACCUCACACACACACAUCCGGGAGCAGCGGACUACUUCUCAGUCAGGCGGAAACAGAAAGUUCAAGUGUACAGAAUGCUCCAAGGCCUUCAAAUACAAACAUCACCUGAAGGAGCACCUACGCAUACACAGUGGUGAGAAGCCGUAUGAGUGCUCUAACUGUCGGAAGCGUUUCUCACACUCGGGGUCCUACAGCUCUCACAUUAGCAGUAAGAAGUGUGCGAGCGCGACCCCUGUGGUCAACGGCCUGCCUCGCACACCUGGAGUGAAAACGGCUCUUACCGUUUCUCACCCUACACAUAUCCUUCUGAGGGAGAAGGUGGACAUAACCAACAAACCUCUGCAAGAGCAACUCCCCCUGAAACAGAUCAAACAGGAGCCUAUCGAACAGCAACCCAAACCUGCACCAGCAACACCCACAAUAGCCUCCACCACUACCAAUGGAGUCCCGCCUCCACAAGGCAUCAUCCAGACGUUGGUCCUGCCCACUGUCGGGCUUGUCCAGCCAAUCAGUAUUAACUUAAGUGACUUACAAAAUGCGCUGAACGCAGCGAUGGAUGGUAAUGUCAUCAGACAGGUGUUGACUAGCACCAAUGCAAACGGAACGAGCGCUAAAAUCGUAGGUCAAGUGUCAGCGCAGCCGCAAGCCAUCAUGUUGCAGCAGCAGCCGCAGCAAACGCAACCACAGGUGAUCUCCGCCAUCUCUUUGCCCGUUGUGGGACAAGACGGAAAUGCCAAAAUUUUCAUCAAUUACAACCCCCAGCUGGACUCACAACUCAAAGCAGUAAAAGUGAACACAACGCAGCCCACAGUGACGCAAACCAAUAUAGCGCAGGCAAAAUCGACCAAUGUUGCACAGCCAAACGUGGUGCAGCUUCAGUCAGUACAGUCCAACUCGACCGAAACACAAAUAUCAGGGACACCUAGACCUACACAGGUAAACAUCAUUAAACCAUUCCAAACCGGAAACCUCAGCAAACCGCCGUCUAUCAUCAAGAUAACGCCUGCGCAGGCCGCCAGGUUGGUUCAAGCUCGGGCCGCACAACCAAAGCUCACCCAGCAAACUUUACUGCUGGUGAGAAGGGCUGAUGGGACACAGAGCCUCGUCGUUCGACAAAUACCUGUCCCUAGUUCCAACAUACAGAGCACUGAGACUAAAUCAACUCCAGAGAAGACUACAAACACUCCAACAGCAGAGAAGGAGACAACGGAAAAUACAGGUUCGAUGGAGGAUAGAUGUGAAAAACAAAACCUGAACGCACCACCAAAAAUCAUAAUCAAAACCGAACCGGCCUCUCCGUCCGAGAUCAAGGCCGAAAUGCAGAGUGAAGAUGAGAACGAGAUGCAAACAGAUAAAAAUAAAGAAGGGAAACAAACAACAGCAACAACUGAGGCAGUGGCACACUCUGGAACGGUUCACAGCGGAGUCACCUGUGGAGAUAACUUCCAUAACUACGCAACAUGUCUGCUUUGCGACAGCUCCUCGAGUAAACGUAAACCUUCAGACUGUGAAGACAGUGACGCCAAAGCGUCGCCCACAACUAUAUCUCUCACUUCUCUACUGGAUAAGGAUAAGAGUGGAGCAGCGGAACGCCUCCUUCCUCUUCUGAAGGCCUACAGUCAGAACCAAGAUCCUAGUGAGGAGCAGCUGUCUCAGGUGGCCAAGACAGUCAAGUUACCUCUUGAGGCGGUCAGCAAGUGGUACCAGAAGAUGCGCUCCAAGAAGAUAUUGCUCAAGACUGCAGGCAACCUGAAAAACAAUCAAGAGAAAACUACACCACCUGCUGCACCUGAAGGAACGAGCUCCACCCAAGCCACCUGCAGUCCCACACAACCCCCUGACGACACCUCAGCAGACACCCAAAGUGAAAGCGCCACUUCACCCGCCUCCCCUCCAACCGGUGUCUCCACCAAUGAUCUCAUCAUUGUCAAGACAGAAGACGUAGAGGAGGAGCUGCAGUGUGAGCCUCUGGAUCUCUCGCUCCCCAAGUCCAGCUCCGCUCAAGCCAGCACCACCACUAAGCUGCCGGUCUCUACCCAAAAGGAACCGCUCAACCUCACCUGCCUUAAGAAGCAACUGUUGCCAGGGAACACCAUCUAUGUGACGCAGGCUGGCACGGGUCCAUUAAACAUUGUGACCGCGUCACUGCCAACACUGGUUGCUAUAGCAGAGCCAGGUGGUAUUCCAUGCAUCAGCACAGCAAUAUCCGGUAACAAACGAACCAUCCUCAUCCCUCAGCUCACCUACACCUACACCACCAACCCCAGUGUCACAACACCCGACAAAUCUUUGACAGACACAAAUGGGAAGGUGAUACUCAACAACUGUCCGAAGGUGCCGGACACGGCUUCAGACUGUGUGUCAGAGGACCAGAAUGAUGAAGAGUCAUCUCUAAUGAAGAAGAAAAGGAAAACUGUCGGUGGCCUGUACGCCUGCGAUCUGUGUGACAAAAUCUUCCAGAAGAGCAGCUCACUGCUGCGACACAAGUAUGAACACACAGGUAAGCGACCUCACGAGUGCGGCAUCUGUAAUAAAGCUUUCAAACACAAGCACCACCUGAUCGAGCACACCCGACUACACUCCGGAGAGAAGCCCUACCAGUGUGACAAGUGUGGGAAACGCUUCUCUCACUCGGGCUCUUAUUCUCAGCACAUGAACCACAGAUACUCCUACUGCAAGAGAGACACUCAUGAGCUGCCGGAGCAGGUCAGCACCUCCACUCCUCCCUCUCAGCUCGACUCGGACGAGAGAGAGAGCGACGGAGAGGAGGAAGAGGAUUUGAUCGCUCUGGACAUGAGCGAUAUCAGAGUGGUGCGAGUGGGAGAGGAUUACGAAGAUGAGGAGGAGAGUGGCGGAGAGGAAGAGCAGGACCGAGGACUUGAGGAGCAAGAGACUGAGGAAGAAGGAAUGGUGAUGGAAGUGGAGAUCGGAGAUGCUGACACUUUGGAGGAGGAAACUGUGGAAGCUGAAGAUGCUAUGGAGACGGAGGAAUCAAAGGAGGAAGACACAGUUCUCACAAAUAAUGAAGAAAAUACAGAGAUGGCAACCGAGGACUGAAGGAUGAACACUCUUUUUACAGUCACUCAUGUGAGACUAAUGAAAGAGGUGAUGAGCUCUUCAUCGUAAACGUACAGUCGUCGGUUGCAACAGAAACUGUCUCAGUUCUUUACGGUGUAUAAAACCCAGGUGUGCCUGAUAUACAAAACAAUAUCUCCUUGUUUUUUUAAGAAGGAGAAACCAGACACUCCAACUCAACUAGACUUCGUAGGACUUUAAAGUUUCAGUUGUUUGGCUUUGUUCCGUUACUUAACCACCCCCAGUAUCUCGAUUUAUCAGUGUUCACGUGUUUUUGUUGCUCUGUACAGUCAGAUUUCUAUACUUUUAUAUUUGCCAAUGAAGUUUACGAAAAUCAGUAUUUUAAAGUUUUGAGAAACAAAACUAAAUUCUGCACUGCAGGUAUAACUGGUUUACUUAUGGGGGGGGGGGGGUUCUCAUGAAAACUGUCAAGAAGGGUCAUAUUUCACUUGAAAAAUCAGAAGAAAAAAAUUUUUAUAUUUUGCAUGAAGACAAUGAAGGCUAUUUUUAAGACCAUCACAUACAUUUUAAAAAAAUACUUUAAAACAGUUGUAAAUAUACAUUGAUUUUAAUUUAUACCAUAAAGUUUAAUUCAUGCUGAAAAAAAUAAGCAACUUUUUGUGUCCAGACAGAAUGGUUUUCAUUACUGGAUUACAGUAUUUUUAAUAACAUCACAGUAAUGAAAACUCAUUAAUAUGCUUAAAUGUCCAAAUCCAAUGAAAAAUGCUCUUUUUUAAAUUUGACUCUUUUCUUGAUGCAAAAUAUAAUUUUUAACUUAAAUUUUUGGGGUGAAAUAUGACCUGGACAUUUCUUUUGAAAUUAACCACAGAUACUUAAUGCCUCAAGUUUAAGAUACCAUUGAGUAUUUUUGUCAUGUUAAUCAGGCAAGUCGUUGUUUGCAUUGCCUCGUUUUCCCUUCUGAUUGUUUAUCUGCCUAAUGAAGGAAAUUAAAUUGCACUUCACUAUUAAUAGCUCAUUUACAUAAAAAUAAGAAAAAAAUUAUUAUGGAAAUAUUCAUAGGAAUGCUUAUUUUCAUUUUAAAACUGGUCACUUGUAAUGAAAUACUCAACUGAAUAAUAAUUCAAAUCAGAUUUGAAUUUGAUUUAAAAAUGUUUUGUAAUAAGCACUUCAAAAUAUUUGUAACUGUAAAAAAAAAAA